AAGGAAGGAGAAACUUUAAUCGUGCGAACUAGUUGUCUGCGGGCGGACGUGCGCAUUUUUUGGUUUAUUUUUUAUUCAAUACCGAUACGGCGAAAAUAACUUUGCACAUUCCGUUGAUUUUUUUAUAUACCGGCUUAUACUUGUUUGCAUUUGAAUUUGCAAUUGUUGGCGCAGCAGUCAAGUGUAGUGCACUCAGUAAACCCUAAGGAACGGACAGAGCAGGAGAAGCAACUGGCCAAAUGGAUUCACACGCACAUCACAGCGCACCCACUGUUGAACUGAUAGAUCAUUCCAUGCACGGGCACGAUCAUGCGAACAUGCAUCACGAUCACGACCAUAUGGGACUGGCGGCCACCACGCUGACGCCGCCUCUGGCGACGACCCACGGCGAUCUAUCGAUGGGCGUGCAUGCGGGUCAUCAUCAUGGCGGCGGCGGCACCGGCACCGGCAUGGAGCACAUGAUGUCCAUGGCGUUUCACUUUGGCUACGAUGAGACCAUUCUCUUCUCGUGGUGGCACAUCGAGACGGUAGCUGGUCUGAUUGGCUCGAUGAUAGCCAUUUUCCUGUUGGCGCUGCUUUACGAGGGCCUGAAAUAUUAUCGCGAGUAUCUGUUCUGGAAGACGUACAAUCUGCUCGAGUAUCGGCCCGUCACGGGACCCCAGCGAAAUCCAGAGGCGCCGCGUCUACCAACGCCCGCCGCUGCUGCCCCAUCGCCUGUGCAAUACGUUGGCGAAGUUGUGCACAAGCAACCACCAACAAUGUUGUCCAUCAAUCAUCUAUACCAGACGCUGCUGCACGUACUCCAGGUGACGCUCUCCUUCCUGCUCAUGCUGAUCUUUAUGACAUACAAUGUCUGGCUCUGCAUGAUGGUCGUCCUGGGCGCUGGCGUUGGCUAUUUCCUGUUCUGCUGGAAGAAAUCGGUUAUCGUCGAUGUGACCGAGCAUUGUCACUAACAGCGCUCGAUUGGAAAUCCAAUCAGAGCGGUGUUCCAUGCGAUACGAUACAGCAGGCCCUGCCGAGCAGCUGAAUGCUCCAAUUUCUCGAAAUGUCAACAAAAGCAAACACACAUACACACAUACACACACACGUACACACACACACACACACACACACACACACACACACAUACACACACACACACACCACUCAAAGACAUACACAUGUCCUCCAACACACACACAUAUGAACACAUUUUUAGGUAUUAAAAUAUAAAUAUAUACACUAAUAUAUAGAUACUUUAUCCGUGCUGAAUAAUCGGGGCAACGUAUUUGCCAGCACUCAAAUUUUUUACAACUGUGAAAUUUUUUAAACAAAUUUAAGACACAAAAAUCUGUAUACAAAAACAAAAGAAAAAGGAAAAGAAACAUAAGAGGAAAAGAAAGGGAGAAAACCCGAUGUUUUGGGCACACAUCGCUUUUCCUUCGACUUUUGAGGUUAGGUUAGUUAAGAAAUUGUUAAAAGUUGUCCAACUAAAUAAUUGUAAAAAUUGUAAAAACAAAAUACAAAAUGGAAUAAGGAAACAGUGAAUCAUUUGUUGUUACAACUCAAAGCUAAGCUAGCCAAACAUUUCUCAAUUGGUCAAUGUUAAUUUCUAAUCGACGUCCCAAUUAUUCAUUCAUAUAUUGUUCUUAUUUUUUACUUCAAAUUAUUUACAA
This is a messenger RNA of Drosophila hydei, 1655 nucleotides long. It is a transcript of the gene Ctr1A, whose product is annotated as high affinity copper uptake protein 1. The coding region runs from base 240 to 953 and encodes 237 amino acids. Gene Ontology annotation, molecular function: copper ion transmembrane transporter activity. The transcript is spliced from 7 exons. Lineage: Eukaryota; Metazoa; Arthropoda; Insecta; Diptera; Drosophilidae. The record is from RefSeq and is a predicted model, not a curated record. Gene Ontology annotation, biological process: copper ion transmembrane transport. Gene Ontology annotation, cellular component: membrane.